Macroventuria anomochaeta is the source of this 1672-nucleotide messenger RNA. RefSeq lists its product as uncharacterized. Bases 72 to 1262 code for a protein of 396 amino acids. NCBI's taxonomy places the organism in Eukaryota, Fungi, Ascomycota, Dothideomycetes, Pleosporales, Didymellaceae. The transcript is spliced from 2 exons. The record is from RefSeq and is a predicted model, not a curated record. Gene Ontology annotation, molecular function: protein binding. Gene Ontology annotation, cellular component: microtubule organizing center; MWP complex; mitotic spindle. Gene Ontology annotation, biological process: microtubule anchoring at mitotic spindle pole body; mitotic sister chromatid segregation; protein localization to mitotic spindle pole body.
ACAACACGGCACGUGUAUACGACUUGCGCGACGCCAAAUGGAACGCGAUCAUUAACAAUGGCUCUGGCGGCAUGGGCAAGAACGUGCACCUCGAAUUUGGCGCAAAUGAAGACGAGGUCAUUGCGUGGAGCGACUUUGGAGCUUGCGCAAAAGUUUGGUGCCUAACUUCUGGGAGAGCAAUCGAGAUUCGGGAUCCGAAGUUUUCCGGCAAGGAAGGCAAAGGAUGGGGUUUCAGACCCUCCGGCAGUGAGCGAGCAGGAAGAGGAGGCGCUAUGGCUCUGCUGUGUCGAACGUCAGGCAUGGAUGUCUUGAUGCUGAUUGCGCCGCGCACUUAUACACUCAUCAACCGAAUUGAACUGCCUACGAUCGAUGCGGCGGGGCUGAAAUGGAGUCGUGAUGGUCGCUGGAUCGCAAUUUGGGAUGCGCCGUCGACGGGAUACAAUCUGUACAUUUAUACCGCCGACGGGCAUCUUUACCGCACGAUCACUCGCGAAUCGACGAAUGAUGCUAGUGAAUGGGGCGUAGAGGGUUUGGGGAUCAAGAGCGUGGAGUGGGUGCCUGGUACAGAAUGGCUGGCAGUGAGCGGCUGGGACCGUAGGGUGCGCAUUCUGUCGACACGAACAUUCGCGCCUGUUGUCUUCCUGGAUCAUACCGCUUCAAUUGAUGUCCCUGGCGCACCUGUUUUCUCUGAGCAGGUCGACGGGCAAGCGAACAGGACAUACACGAUCACGCCACAGCCCGUCACCCCGCCGAAAGCACCACUGGAGAAAAACGAGACAAGUCUUAUGAAGCAAGGCAUCAGCAUUCUCGCCUUCAACAGCGACGGCACAUUAUGCGCAACAAGGGACGACUCGACACCAAGCACACCAGCCACAGCCCUGCCAACGAAGUGGACAAUAUCAUGGCUAUCCACCUCGAACGACAAGAAACCCGUCUUCACACUCGCCCACCAAGCCGGCUACAUAUUUAGCUGGCCGUACGGCAAGGACGCAAUCCUGCGCUUCGACACCCCAGACGGCAGCGAAGCCAGCGAGGACAGCUUGUACGACAUCUUGACUGGGCGAACACCGGUGCCGAGAUUACCUGAUAGCGAUGAUCCGGCCCUGGAUGAUAGUCUGCUGGCGGAGCAACAGCUUGUCAGCGAAGAAGAAGGGUAUAGGAUGAGCUUCGAGGACACGUUCAGAGGCAAGAUGAGAGAGGACAUAGCGCAGAGGAGAGGGGGGAGUAUGCUAGAUGAGAGUGGGUUGGAUGAGAUGUUUUGAGCUCGCCUUCACAUGUACAGAUUUUAGAUGCGGGCUAUGGCGUACGGUGUUGUAAUUUCGACCUGGAACAACGAGAUACCCUUUGCCUCCUUUCCACAAUCCAAAACUAUACAAACCUUGCACUCCCCGGAUUCUUGACUCGUCUUCGCCACCCUGCAUUACCGAACAUAGCAACUCCCCCAAAAUUCAUCGAAAGCCUCUGCGAAAAGGGCCGCAACCGCGAAAAAAUCCUCUGAUCCACUUUCCCGUUCCAGCAACAUUCUGAUUCCCAUCGAAAACAGGUGGCGUAAGAAGGCCCCCGUCUGCCAUCCUUCAAUCCAUAUCAGGCGCUCCACUGCUGAACUUGCCUGAAAUAGCAACUCUUGAGUCUGACGAUCACGGUGCGCUAGAAUUGCCCUCCCCAUGCAUCA